Molecule: messenger RNA, 678 nt
Organism: Chironomus riparius
Lineage: Eukaryota; Metazoa; Arthropoda; Insecta; Diptera; Chironomidae
Source: the annotation of a GenBank genome assembly
AUGGAAAAGAUUGAAAUUUUUAUCGCUUUGCUGUUAGGUGUGGCACUGUCUGUGCAUUUUGUUAUUCAAGGCCAGGACUAUGGAAGUCAGGACUAUGGAAGUCAGGACUACGGCAGUUCAAAUGCAACAUCAGAAAAUUCAACAGGCAAUGGAACCCAGGCUGAUGAUUAUUAUUACUAUUAUUAUUAUUAUGAAGAACCUCAAUAUCCAAGUGAAUGUCCAAUGAAUCAAUUUUCAAGUCAACAAGAAUUCGAUGACUGUUGUGCAGCAAUGGACGCAAAUCGUCGAAAUUUCUCCGACUGUUGCGAAUAUCCACAACUUGUUGUAUGGCAAUGGCAGUACAAUAUGUGCAUUAAGAAUGUUCAGGCUAAAGGACAAGAACCAAAUCGUUGUAAUGUCAUGCCAUGCUGCUAUCAAUACAUGGGUACCAUUGACUCGACAGUGACCAAAUCUGGAAUUAAAGUUGCUGGAUUGAAAUAUUCAUUCUUGUUGUCUGUUAAUAAUAACACAGCAUGGGUCAAACCAAUCAAUGAAUCUGUUGAAAUUUGUAAUAAACAUUUGCGCAAGACCGUUCCAAGUAAAAGGAAUGCAAAUGCUUACAAAAGCUUCUGGGAUUGCUAUGAAACUAUUCCACUUUAUUUAUAUGACAUUAUUGGAUGUUCAUAUAAUUUCAACUAG